AUGCACAUCAAGUUCUUAGAUCCCUCUCAAAACAAACUCAUCGGUCCUUUGACAAACCUUCCUAAUGGGGGGAAAGUUCAAGUGUCUGGAUAUGCAUUUUACCCGAGAUUAUUUCUCCAAGAUAACUUUUUCAAUGGGUCGAUUCCAAGGUCAUUGUGUAGAUGGAAAGAUUUGGUCAUUCUUGAUCUUUCCAAAAAUAGGUUAACUGGAAAAAUUCCCAAGUGUCUUGUGAAUCUGCAAAAGUUGGAGGGCAUGAGAUUUAGCUUAAAUAAGUUGUCUGGUGUCAUCCCCGGAUCUAUAGCUCUUUUUUCUUCAUCAUUGUUUGGGUUAAAAUUGAAUGACAAUAAGUUUACUGGUAAACUUCCAAGAGAAUUGGGGGAUUUACCAGGUUUAACUAUCUUAGAUUUGGGUGAUAAUGAAUUCUUUGGGCAUAUACCGGAAUGGAUUGGAGAAAAACUUCAAGAUUUGAUGGUUUUAAGGUUGCGUGGGAAUAACUUCAUGGGUUGA
Lactuca saligna is the source of this 507-nucleotide messenger RNA. NCBI's taxonomy places the organism in Eukaryota, Viridiplantae, Streptophyta, Magnoliopsida, Asterales, Asteraceae. The record is from the annotation of a GenBank genome assembly.